AAAUAAAACUGUGAUUUGUUUUGAACCAAACGCAUUCAUGUAUUUUUUUAGGAUUAAAUUUGAAGAAAAGCAUUAUUAAUAUAAUACGUGGAACGGAACAUAAAUUUUAUGGCCGCUAGAUUUCUAGCUUCUAGAUAUCUUGUUUUGACGUUAUUUGACGUUCAUAAUUCUUUCAUUUUCCGUUCCCCAAGGAGGGGAUUUACGCGAAUCUUAAACCAUAAUUGCUUACAUAUCGUUAUAAUAACUCAAAAUCAACGUUAUCAACCUGGAAGUCUUACAAGUGACCCGCGGGGACGCCGAGAUGACGUCGGUGGCCAGGAGGCGAGAGCCUGACGAUUCUGGGGAAUAUUCCGACACCUCGCAAGAUAUCGAGCAGAACAACUCGGGGAAUGAUGGGCAGCAUGAAUCCUAUUAUGAUUCUCAGGGGAGUGAUUCAGACAGGUCUGAUCCAGAGAUCCAAGAUCUAGAGACCCGAGAUCCAGAGAUCCAAGAUUCAGAGAAACAGGAGGCUGAGAGACGUGUAGAUGAUGAUGAGGACCGAAGCAACCCCCAAUAUAUUCCUAAAAGGGGGACAUUCUAUGAACACGAUGAUCGAACUGCAGCCAGUGGCGAAGAACCAAGUGAUACGAACCAGGAGACUGCCUCAGAAAAGAAGGAAGGAAGCGAAACGCCGUCCGACAGGCGCCGACCGCCGCGCAAGUCCGACACGUUGAAUAAAUGGUCGCACGACAAAUACAACGAAAAUGAGCAGAUGCCAAAGUCCCGUGACGAACUGGUCGCGAUAUACGGGUACGACAUAAGAAACGAAGAUGCCCCGCCUCACGCCAGACGCAAUAGACGUUAUGGUCGCGGGCCGAACAAAUAUACGCGCACUUGGGAGGACGAGGAAGCGUAUAAGAGGCAGGUCGCUCAAACACCGCACAAGAAACCACCCAGCCCCGCUGACUUCCCCGAGCUCAAUGCUGUCAACAAACCCGGCAGAAAGCCUCGUCCGCGCCCACGGUCGAAGUCUCAGCCGGCAUCCAACGAGUCAUCUGAGAGUGGGUCGCAAUUAAGGAGAAACGCCUCGAUAAAGGUGGCGAAUCCCAAGCAGAAGCCCGUGAAACCGACCGUGACCCGGCGUGAGGUCGACGUGAAACCAACCUCUCAACCGCCGAAGCAACCUCUCAAGGACAAGAUACACAUACCUUUGGAGAAUCUCACUAUCACCACCACUGUUAAUAAUACGCAAGGCCCGCCGCAGCGGAAGGUGAAUGCAGCCGUGGCCCAACAACGGCCGGUACCAACCGAACAGAACAAAAAGAAACCGCUUGUUACACAGCCACCGCUGCAGAGUAACGCGGCGAAACAGCCGCCGCAACAACAAAAGCCGCCGUCACAACAGCCACAACCACCGCAGCAACAACAACAAGCGACGGCCGGUGGAGAACCUCGUGGUGGCAGCAAGCGUUACAGUAAUUUACGCCAACGCCCGUUGGCCGAGACAUAUUCUCCGCAACAACAGCCGCCUCAGACGCAACAACCACCGCCGCCGACACAACAGCAGCCGACACAGCCACCACAGCAGCAACAACAGCAGCUCCAACAACAACAACAACAACCCCCACCACAGCAACAACAGCCGCAACCACAACAACAACAUAGAUAUCAUGGCGAGUUUGUCGGUGGUCAGCCACCACAGCACCAGGGCAGCCCGGGACCUCAAAUGCAUCCACAACAAAUCAUGCACCCGGUACACAGGAACGCAGUGGCGCAGCCGCCGCACGGGCCGUCGCCGCCGCACCAACCUUUGCCGCAACCACAGCACACACAACAGCAAGUUAGACUCGGCAUACUGGACCAGCAGCAAAUAGUCCAGCACCCACACCACACAAUGCACAAUAUGCCUCAACCACACGCUAUUGGACAGUUACAACCAGCACAAGGAUAUGCGCCGCCGGCCAUGAUGCCGGCACAAUAUAUGCAGCAGGGUGGUAGCGGGGGCGUGUUUGGAGCAGCCCCUAUAUACCAGCCACCGGCGGCCUAUCCACACCAGCUUUAUCCGCACCAUAACUUUGGCACACAAGCAGGCGGUGUAACGUACUACACCUGUACGGAGCAGGAGCAACCGCCGCGCCAGCCGCGCCGCCCCACCGCCGCCAUACCCAUCGUGCGGCCUGCUCAUCCUGAGAGGCCAGCGAAUUCGUCUGAAAAGGACAACAUAGACAGAAUUGUCGAAAACAUGUUCGUACGAAAGCCCUGGCCCGCGCAUGGUGCCGACGUGCCAAAAGAUAAGGCGCAAGACAGCAGAAAUUCCCAGGAACCACAAAGCAAAGAGACUUCUCAACCCAACAGCCUAUCCUCAAGCUCAAUAUCAACCGACUCAAAGCCGGAGAGGACAGAAAAAACGGAGAAAACAGAGAGUGAGAACCCCGAUAGUGCAGAAGCCUGACGGGUAAUGUAUGAGUAUUAUAACAGGAGAUAAUUUCUUGUACGCCGUGCGAGUGCUCGAAAACUUUGUGAUUACCAACUUUGAUAAUGAUCUUUGAGCCUUAAGCUGAAUUGUCAAAGUUAGUCUAAACAAAAGUGUAAGUCUUAUGUAUACGUUGGCCCAACGUACUCAGCGAAUGCACCUCGGCGUAUAUUUGCAGCCAGCGUUGGCCGGCUUGUCGAAUGGAGACAGCUUAGGUGCACAUAACAAAGUAUCUUGGCGAAAUUCGCAAACAGCGUUCAUAUGUUGGUCGGCACUCGUGGAACGCGUUGGUCCAACGUGGAUUUACGCGUAGUAUUAGCAGGUAAAUCUUGAACAUUCCUUUGAGUGAGUGGUUUCAGGAUUCAGGAAAACUUAAGCGGCAGUGACUGAUUAAGUUUUAUCUUUAAAAUUUUAUAGUUUUUACGUAAUUUUCUGUGAAGCACGCAAACUUAGGCUAAAGGCAUACUGGCGGUGAGAGGCAUAUCUUUCCUUAAAUGUUCCAAUGUUACCUAAUAAUGUUUGCAAACUUUACCGAAAGGCAAUAAUUCUAUUUAUAACAAGAUGUUUGGCACGUGUCUUUUUUAAUCUAUCUUUAAAUAAAACAACAAAAUUUUCAAAGUGAUUUUGAUACAUUCUUUCCCCUUGACCUUUUAACAUAAGUUCAUUGCUCCUAUUGCCCGCCUUCCAUUGCGAACGGAGCGGGCUCUGUACGGAAUUCUUUUAGCUCGUUUUGGUAAAUUAGAAGUGCUUUCACUGCAAAAGAGUGAGCGGAGCGGAGUAAAAGAGUUACAAAAGUGGUAAAAAACUAGUUUUAAACGGACUCGUACCCUCGCACCUCCCAACCGUUUCUCCUCAUGUAUCGUCAUUCCGUCGGUAGUCUCGUCACUAGAACCGUUAUCUUAACUAGUGUCGUCUUUUAAAGAAUACCACAAACACAUUUUGGAGUCGACACGGGCCCUUUGGUACUGGCCCACCCCGGAAUGCGCGCUGCCAAUGGAAGCAUCCCAUCUCAUGUUACGUCGAGCUCACGCCGCUAAACCCGGUGAGAAUGGUAGACAUCAGUUUUCUGUGAAACUAUUUCUUAGUGGAAGACCUAUUUGGCUCCGUUCCGCUCCACCAUUUCCCGCCCAUUGUCAAAGCUACCUGGUUGAUUCCAUAAUAUUUGGUCAGUCGCUUUCGCUGCCACGAUCAAAGUUAUGUCAAAAUUGCCUGAACAAGCUCGCACGGCUCUAAAAGAUGGUCUUUCAAAAACUACUUUUGUUUCUUUUAUGUACAGAAGGCAAUAAAAUAUUACUUAAGAAUUAUAUAAAUCUGAGAAAUAUACUCCUAAAACUAAAUCUUUUCGACAGGAAUUAUAAAAACACGACGUAGAUUUAGGAAAGGGAUAAGCAUAUAAUAUUUAAUGUGACCAUCUUUUUAAUUUGACAAGUAUGGAAUUUUCUAAUAACUAUUCUAUGGCUGUGUUCAGCUCUUUUCGGGGUUGGAAUGUAAACCUUUAACAUUUAGUACUAAAAUAGGCAUUUCACAAUACAAAACUAGAUUCACAAACCACAAGUCGAAGUCUCAAUUUCAUGUGAGAUCUGAUUGUCUUCAAAAGAUUGUGUGGUCAAAUUAAUAUGAGAUUAUUUUUAAUUUAUUCAAAUGUAGGCAUUGUCGUCGAUUCUCAUGUUUUUCUGUUAACUACAACUAAAUUGGGGUGUCUGCAUCUUUUACUUUUUAAUAUUGCUAAAAAAGAAUGGAAC
Molecule: messenger RNA, 4194 nt
Organism: Maniola jurtina (meadow brown)
Lineage: Eukaryota; Metazoa; Arthropoda; Insecta; Lepidoptera; Nymphalidae
Gene: btz
Product: protein CASC3-like
Exons: 18
Coding region: 302-2431 (709 amino acids)
Biological process (GO): mRNA processing
Cellular component (GO): exon-exon junction complex
Molecular function (GO): mRNA binding
Source: RefSeq, a predicted model, not a curated record